Molecule: messenger RNA, 354 nt
Organism: Babesia sp. Xinjiang
Lineage: Eukaryota; Apicomplexa; Aconoidasida; Piroplasmida; Babesiidae
Exons: 1
Coding region: 1-354 (117 amino acids)
Source: RefSeq, a predicted model, not a curated record
AUGUACCAAUAUGUCAUAAGAGGGAAUCAUGUGGUCAAAAGUGGUACCAGGUUGGUCCCAUGGUCAUUCGUGACAUACUCCAGUGAUUACUGUUGUGGUGUUGUUGAGGUGUAUCCUUGCCGUGUGGGUGAUGCCCAGAUAGAUGACGUGUUCGUCCACGGGAUGGGUAACAUGUUACUUGGUGACGUCGUUGGUGACAUGGUAAAGGUGACGGAACGGGGCCAAAGAAAGUUCCCACUUGCACUGGAUCACCACUGGAUAAUGCAAUGUGAGGAGGCACGGGAACUUGUUGAACGACUAAAAAAGGACUUUGACCGGGUGGACACAACGAGUGUGACCUUAGUAAAUUANUGA